Molecule: messenger RNA, 3485 nt
Organism: Amaranthus tricolor (Joseph's coat)
Lineage: Eukaryota; Viridiplantae; Streptophyta; Magnoliopsida; Caryophyllales; Amaranthaceae
Product: homeobox-leucine zipper protein REVOLUTA
Exons: 18
Coding region: 583-3099 (838 amino acids)
Molecular function (GO): DNA-binding transcription factor activity; lipid binding; DNA binding
Source: RefSeq, a predicted model, not a curated record
CACAGAACAUUUGAAACAACAACACCUAUCACCACCUUUUCUCUCUUCCUUUUUCUUCAUUCUUUCUUCCUCUUUCUCUCUCUAGACUCUAGCCCAACAGUACACUAUUCCUCCUUCUGACUCCUACCCACUACCCCUCUCUCUCUCUACUGUUCUUCCCACUCACCUCUCUUUCUCUCUCUUCCUUUACAGUUUACACCAUGAAUUACUCUUAUCAGACAACAACCAUAAUUCAUCCAUGGCUGUUCUUUCUAGGGUAUUCUUCCUAAAUGUACCAGCUUUUUUCGUUCUUAAACGCUAAAACACCCAAUACCCAUUAAUUUUUACUUUCAUUUUCCUCAUAAUUCAACUUUUCUCACUUCCUUUUACUCCAUUUCAGUAUAAAAACUAAGUCUUUUUUUAGCAUGAUCGUUGCUUGAAUUAUGUUUUGGUACUAAAGUACAAAUUUGUUACAAGUUUUUCAGCCUGUUUUCUUGUAGUUUUUCAACUUCCAGCUCAAAAGAAAGAAAACCCAUCAUUUUUGGGACCUCCCUCUCUCUCUUUGUCAACAAACUGAAGAAUUUAGGAGAGGGAGGAGAGAAAAUGGCGAUGGUAGCACAUAGAGAGACUAGCAGUGGAAGUGGAAGCAGUGGAAUGUUGCAACACAUGGCUGCUGCAGCUAACGAUACUGGAAAGUAUGUAAGAUAUACAGCAGAACAAGUUGAAGCUUUGGAAAGGGUUUAUGUUGAAUGCCCUAAACCUAGUUCUUUACGCCGUCAACAAUUGAUUAGGGAAUGCCCGAUUUUAUCUAACAUUGAGCCUAAACAGAUCAAAGUUUGGUUCCAAAAUAGAAGGUGUAGGGAAAAGCAGAAGAAAGAGUCAUCAAGGUUACAAACAGUCAAUAGGAAAUUAACUGCUAUGAACAAAUUGUUAAUGGAAGAGAAUGAUCGGUUGCAGAAGCAGGUUUCACAAUUGGUUUGUGAAAAUGGGUUUAUGCGUCAACAACUUCAGACAGCACCAAUUGUGGAUGGAAGCAGUGAGCCUGUGGUCACCACUCCACAGCAUUCUAAUAGAGAUGCUAAUAAUCCUGCUGGACUCCUAUCUAUUGCGGAGGAGACAUUGGCAGAGUUCCUCUCAAAGGCAACAGGGACCGCUGUUGAUUGGGUCCAGAUGCCUGGGAUGAAGCCUGGUCCGGAUUCGGUUGGGAUUUUUGCCAUUUCACAUCGUUGCAGCGGAGUGGCAGCCCGAGCUUGCGGUCUUGUUAGUUUAGAGCCUACAAAGAUUGCAGAGAUUCUUAAAGAUCGUACAUCAUGGUUCCGUGAUUGUCGGAGCCUUGAAGUGUUUACUAUGUUUCCUGCUGGCAAUGGAGGAACAAUUGAACUUAUCUAUACACAAAUAUAUGCUCCUACUACUUUGGCUCCUGCACGGGAUUUCUGGACUUUACGGUAUACCACAACUUUAGAAAAUGGCAGUAUAGUGGUUUGCGAGAGAUCUCUAUCCGGUUCUGGACCAAACCCUGCCACUCCUCAAUUCAUAAGAGCUGAUAUGCUUCCGAGUGGCUAUCUCAUUAGACCUUGUGAAGGCGGAGGCUCAAUAAUCCAUAUAGUAGACCACCUUAACCUCGAGGCAUGGAGUGUUCCCGAGGUGCUGCGGCCGUUGUACCAAUCAUCAAAAGUUGUGGCCCAGAAGAUGACGAUAGCAGCGCUACGCUACAUACGACAAAUUGCACAAGAGACAAGUGGGGAGAUCGUAUAUGGCUUGGGUAGGCAACCGGCUGUUUUACGUACAUUUAGUCAGAGAUUGAGCAGAGGUUUUAAUGAUGCUAUAAAUGGAUUCACCGAUGAUGGUUGGACAUUAUUAAAUUGUGAUAGUGCUGAAGAUGUCAUAAUUGCUUGUAAUACAACCAAAACUUUUAUGGCCACUUUAAGUGCUGCCACUACACUACCUUUGAUUGGUGGUGUUCUUUGUGCAAAAGCAUCAAUGUUGCUUCAGAAUGUACCUCCAGCAGUGCUGGUCAGAUUCUUGAGAGAGCAUCGUUCAGAGUGGGCUGAUUUUAAUGUUGAUGCCUAUGCUGCUGCUGCAUUAAAAGCGAACUUUUUUGCAUUUCCAGGAAUGAGAGCCACAAGAUUUACUGGAAGUCAAAUCAUCAUGCCUCUUGGUCACACAAUUGAGAAUGAAGAGAUGUUGGAGGUGAUUCGUUUGGAGGGCCAUUCUCUUACUCCAGGAGAUGCUUUUAUAUCUAGAGACAUCCAUUUGCUACAGAUAUGCAGUGGGAUAGACGAGAAUGCAGUAGGAGCCUGCUCUGAACUUGUUUUUGCUCCAAUCGAUGAAAUGUUUCCUGAUGAUGGUCCCUUGCUUUCGUCUGGUUUCCGUGUCAUUCCCUUGGAUUCAAAACCAGAAACUGCAACAAAUCGAACACUCGACCUAACUUCAAGUCUUGAAGUGGGUCCAUCAACCAACCAUGGAACUGGUGAUGCAUCAUCAUCCGGUAGCACUCGCUCGGUGUUGACAAUUGCCUUCCAAUUCCCAUACGAGAGUAGCCUGCAAGAAAACGUUGCGACAAUGGCCCGUCAAUAUGUUCGUAGUGUGAUAUCUUCAGUGCAAAGGGUUGCAGUGGCUAUAUCCCCUUCAGGAUUAAAUCCCACAGUGAGCCCAAAAUUGUCCCCAGGUUCGCCAGAGGCUCUUACGUUAGCUCAUUGGAUUUGUCAAAGCUAUAGUUACCACAUGGGAGCGGAAUUGCUCAGGACUUCUGCUGCUCAUGACACAGUGUUGAAGCAUCUCUGGCAUCACCAGGAUGCUAUCAUAUGCUGCUCGAUUAAGUUUCCUCCAGUUUUCAUCUUUGCAAACCAAGCAGGGCUUGAUAUGCUGGAAACAACUUUAGUGGCGCUACAAGAUGUAACCUUAGAUAAAAUAUUUGAUGAAUCAGGGCGAAAAUCAUUGUGUGCCGACUUCUCAAGGAUCAUGGAACAGGGAUAUUCUUGCUUACCUUCAGGAGUUUGUAUGUCGACAAUGGGUCGUCAUGUUUCGUACGAACAGGCAAUUGCUUGGAAAGUCUUUGCUGCAGAAGAGACGGCAAUCCAUUGUCUUGCUUUUACUUUUAUCAACUGGUCGUUUGUGUGAAGGACGAUUUAGGUAAAUGAUUAAUCCAUCAUAUCUGUGGUUAUUUAUUCACAAACGAAAGGGAGUAAAAAGAAGAGGGAGGAAGGGAGGGCGUUUGCGUAGGGAAAAUGUGCAGAAAUCCCAAUUUUUUUUUGUAAUAUUUAACAUGCCAGGCUUGUGUUUUGCUAAAUUAGUCGUGAAAGUGUAUCAAAUUUCAUCGACCAGAACGGGUGCAUAGGUUUUCUGGCAAUUCAAGCAUUCAAAAUACGACCAUAUGCUCGAUAUUCAGAUAAGUGUAGAUGCGAUCAUCAUAUGCUCGGUAAUUAGACGAGUCCAACAUUUGUGUGGGUAAUGUUUGUGGAUUUUCAUUUCCUUAGAUGAGUGGCUAAUUGCCGAUAAUUUCCUGU